Perca flavescens (yellow perch) is the source of this 966-nucleotide messenger RNA. RefSeq lists its product as uncharacterized. The transcript has 5 exons. The record is from RefSeq and is a predicted model, not a curated record. Bases 163 to 966 code for a protein of 267 amino acids. Lineage: Eukaryota; Metazoa; Chordata; Actinopteri; Perciformes; Percidae.
UGUCGAUUCAACGGCCAUGGAUUAGUGAUGAUCAUGCACAAUUUAUCUGGAGGGUGGCGGUAGUGCGCUAAGUUAGUCCGCAUCCGCUGUUAAACAAGCAACUGAAGAAGAGUAGAAGAACGGCCAUAGAUGCGCUUGCCUUAGUUGAGCGUGGAGACUCCAAUGUUUGGCAUGGAAAAUCACUGCAGUGACCGCACACAACCUCCGUCUUAUGGCCAUGAAACCGAGAAUGUGCAACACCUUCCUAGAGUUCAGGAAUCAAUUAGGUUGCAGCUAUUAAGACGGGCCAGGGAUAGACUGGCUGCUGUAAUCAGUCGGGAGCCCAUUGAUUUUGAAUAUCUUCACUUCAUCACCUGUCAGGAACUGCAGUUUUUACGGGCAGGGGCAGUUUAUAUGGAUAUUCCUCAAUGUGUUAUAGUUGGCUUUGAGCAGCUCAAUGAGGUGAUCAAGGCUCUGCUUUCCAACAGUCCUGUCACCCCUUUAGUUGACAAUGUAGCUGUAGUCGAGUGGAAUGGAAGUGUGGGGCAACCUAGAUUGAGUAUCGGUAGGGAUGUUAUUGAAAGUCUUUUAAGCACCAACCUACCAUUGACCACUCUGGCUAAUGCUCAUGGCAUUUCAAGAUCCACCCUGUGUAGGAGGAUGAGAGAGUAUGGUCUCUCAGUCAGACGCAGCUACUCUGACAUUCCCGAUUGUGUCCUUGACAUGAAGGCAAGUAUGACAGUGAGAUCCAUAAAGGCCAGAAUGCCUGAUGCUGGAUAUAGGCUGGUGAAAGGGGCUCUACUGGCCAUGGGACACCGUGUCACAUGGAGUAGAGUCAAGUCAUCCUUGCAGCGUGUUGAUGGAGCAGGCAUCAUCUCAAGAAUGAUCCAGUUGACAUGCCAGACGGACAUACUCUGUCCCAGCUCCAUUGUCUCUUGUCCACGUCGACACCAAUCACAAGUUGAUCAGGUAGUGUUUUAUUUAUGA